Nicotiana tabacum (common tobacco) is the source of this 997-nucleotide messenger RNA. RefSeq lists its product as uncharacterized. Lineage: Eukaryota; Viridiplantae; Streptophyta; Magnoliopsida; Solanales; Solanaceae. The record is from RefSeq and is a predicted model, not a curated record.
CACCACUCAACUACUCAAAAGCCGAGGUAGCUAGUGAGAUUCGUGUCACAAUUGGACUCUCCCUCUCCCUCUCCCUCUCCCUCCAUUUAAGGCAUGGGAGUAGUAGAAUUAGAUUACACAAAUUUACAGCACAAUAAAAAGCUAAGGCCAAACAAGAAUAGUGGAGACCAAUACAUUCACUUUAGAGAUUUGUCACUUCAAAUCGAAACUCCAUUCGAAUGGAGAAAGAAAUUCUGGAUUAUGUCUUGGUACCAGUAGGAUUGCUAUUUAUGGUGGCUUAUCACAUAUGGCUUCUUAAUCGCAUUCUUAAACACCCUAAUCGUACGGUUAUCGGCAUUAAUUCCAUUAAUCGUCACUUCUGGGUUCGUGCUAUGAUGGAGGACUCGUCCAAGAAUGGAGUUCUAGCAGUACAAACGUUAAGGAACAACAUAAUGGCGUCAACCCUUUUAGCAUCUACUGCUAUUAUGCUUAGUUCCCUAAUCGCCGUCUUAAUGACUGGCGGAAGCAAAGGUCGUUCUAUCGGAUUUCAUGUUUACGGCGAUAAGAGCGAUCUUUGCUUAUCAAUUAAAUUCUUCUCUAUAUUGGUAUGUUUUAUGGUUGCAUUUUUGUUUAACGUGCAAUCAAUUAGGUAUUAUAGUCACGCUAGUAUACUUAUUAACGUGCCUUACAAGAAGUUGGAUUGUUCAAGACAUAUUGUGACGGCGGAAUAUGUAGGGAGGACAGUGAAUCGAGGCAGCUAUUUCUGGUCACUUGGACUGCGCGCAUUUUACUUUUCGUUUCCUCUAUUUUUGUGGAUCUUUGGCCCUAUUCCUAUGUUCCUCUGCUGUAUUUUCCUUGUUUUUAUGCUUUAUUUCCUGGAUGGUAGUUCGGAUUUUGGGUGGGUUGCAGCAACUGAUGUCGACACCCACACAGAGAGAGUAGCAGUUUAGAUUCAAUCCAAGUUGUAAUAGCAUAUUCAGUAAUGUGCAAUUUUGUUAUGUUCUGUUCAGUUAACAAA